AUCGAGUGUUCUUAACAGCCUGAAUCGAUCACAGACGGAUUUUUAUCGUGAUAAAAACGAGCCAAUUCUAAAUCUGCGAUAGAUGAAAGUAUUUGGCGUGAGAAUGCGCCUUAGAAUGCACAUAAUCGACAACGGCCAGUGACGUUUACAGUCGUACACGUGCGCAGAAGUUAAUUAAUGGAUUAAACGUGACAAAAAGGUGGAAGACCAAACGUUGUGAUGUCUUGCGACGGGAAUCUAAUUUUUGACGCGUAAAGAUGAAGAGAUCGAAACGCGUCACGGCGUUCGGCUGUAUCUAACGAGAGUCUGAACAAGAGAAUCAAUAAAUGUGAGUUAAGGUUUUAGAAGAGUAUCCGGAUCGUAAACGAUAAGAAAAUGAGUACUGAGGAACAUAAGGGUUGUGAGAACGAGGAUAUUGAGAAUUCGGAUGAAAGUGACAGACCAUCCGGGGAAAGAUGGGCGCCAGUUGGAGCGAAUGAUGGUGACAAUGAUUUCGCCGACGAAUAUAAAUAUGUUGAUAACAUGGAGAAUUUGUCACACGACAUGGAGAGGCUAAAAAUGCUUGAGGAGGAACAGGAGAUGCUUAAUUCAUCCCUUAUAGCAUUAACCACUCAUUUUGCUCAGGUUCAGUUUCGCUUACGUCAGAUCGUGGAUGCACCUACGAAUGAAAAAGAAACAUUGCUCAAAGAAUUAGAAGAGUUCGCUUUCAGAGGGAUACCUGAUGUUCCAAAUGAUUUAUCAUUUGAUAGUAGAUCAAUUACUCCAACUUCUCCAAUGUCCUGCAAGCAAAGUAUAUCCGGGGUAAUUAACGAUGUUGACGUUGAAUCUAAAAUGGCGCUACAAAGAACAAAACAGAAAGAAUUGAUAUGUCAGUUAAAGUCUCAGUUAGAGGAUCUAGAGAAAUAUGCUUAUGAAACUGGUAACGCGGAUUUACCACAGAGCAUGAUAUUAGAACGGCAGAGUAUCAUAAUCAAUCAUUUAAAAGAAAAGUUAAAUUUUAAUGUUGAUGACCUAUGUAAAUUACCAGUUGAUGAUUUAAGAUGGCAAGUAGAUUAUGCUAUAAGUCAGAUUGUUAGUCCUUUGAAAAUGAAAGAACAACUAGUGACUCAAUUAAAAACGCAAAUUGCAGAUUUAGAGCGCUUUAUAAAUUACCUUCAGGGGGAAGUUAGUACAGAAACUUUGGCGUGUACUUGCGCGUGUCCCGUCCACACUAGUGGUUCUGCUUCGUCAACUUCGUACGCUAAGAAAGCAUUUAAUAGGAAACCAAUAGAGGAGGAAAGUACAACUAGAACUCUUAACACCGUUAAGAAGGUCGUGGCUCUUUUGCAUAUGUUCCUAGUGUCUCAGUUAGGAUGCGGUAGUGAACGGGUGCGAAGAAACUUUAAGAAAAAUUCUCUACAUAAUUGGCGCGAUUUAAGAACAAGAUUAGAUAUUGCGGUUGAGCACGUCCUAGAGACUAUCGCAGACAGUGAGCGUCAUCCAGAAGACGAUGAUGAUAACGACAAUGAUUAUGCUUCGGAUUCAGAUUCCACGUCGCAUUGUAAUGCUAGAGUAACAUCUGCUGUAAGGAAGCACCUAGCAACCUCCAUACGUGAUUUAAUGCAACAUGGUUUAAUGUCUGAUGUGCGUUCUAAUAGCGUAGUGCCGUUUGUGGGUUGUUUUCCCCAAAGAAACUCUUCUACUACUAAUUUAAUGCAUGCAUGGGAGCUAAUACUGAAGUAUUACGAAAUUAAAAAUGGCCAUCGUUACAAUUCUAGUCCAGCACAGAAAUUAUCCCAAAGUUUUAAUUUAGAUCUUGCAUGUGGAAGAGUUAUAUCCUCCAAACAGAGCUUAUUAACGACUAUUGGGAAUAUUAUUGCCUCGCAUAGUCCAUAUAAAAGAAGUUAUGAUUCCCAUUUUAAAGCAUUUAUAUGUGCAUCCCUGAACACUAAUAAGCUUGUUGCUUGGUUGAAACUUAUCUUACAAUGUCAGUAUCUUCUCGAAAAUCAUUAUACAUCAUGGAGUUACGUUGUAAAAACAGGUUUUCAAGAUGCAUUUCACACUCUCGAUCGUCUUACCAACUACAAAUUUGAUUUACCAGUCGACCUGGCAGUAAGACAAUUCCAAAAUAUAAAAGAUGCAUUUUGAUCGCAAAGCCAAUCAACGUUCACACUUAAGCGGGCAUGUAGGUAGACACUUAGCGAGCAAAGUACUCAA
Messenger RNA from Colletes gigas, 2196 nucleotides. Its product is annotated as RUN domain-containing protein 1. The transcript has 9 exons. The record is from RefSeq and is a predicted model, not a curated record. NCBI's taxonomy places the organism in Eukaryota, Metazoa, Arthropoda, Insecta, Hymenoptera, Colletidae. Bases 376 to 2127 code for a protein of 583 amino acids.